Molecule: messenger RNA, 1323 nt
Organism: Hyaena hyaena (striped hyena)
Lineage: Eukaryota; Metazoa; Chordata; Mammalia; Carnivora; Hyaenidae
Gene: PPP1R36
Product: protein phosphatase 1 regulatory subunit 36
Exons: 11
Coding region: 27-1253 (408 amino acids)
Biological process (GO): negative regulation of phosphatase activity
Molecular function (GO): phosphatase binding
Source: RefSeq, a predicted model, not a curated record
CCCUGAGAGGUUGGUUUCGAGAGAUCAUGCAUCAGAUGUCGGUGCCGGAGUUUUAUCCCCGGAGGAAGCGGAUAGAAGGACAGGGGGCUUCCUUGGCGGAGCAAUUGGGAUUACGAUUGGGAAUGUGGUACUGGAAAGAUGAAACCAGAACUCUUGAAUUCAGAAGUUUUAUACCUGCAGUAGAAUUCAAGGAAAAAGGAAGGAGAGGCAAAGCAAUACACUUUGCUGAAAUUGAUGGUCCAGCUUCGGACAGGUUGACCGAUAAAAAGUUUGCUUCAAGAGACGAUAAAUCACCUAAAGCCUUAGAGAAGCGAGGUCAGCAGGGCAAUGUGACACUCCAUGAUGCUAAAUUUGUUGCUUUGUUUUUACUACAAGAUACUGAGAUGCAGCGGAUCUGUUCUUUUACAACGUUUAUGAGGAAUAAGAAUCUGGACCAUUUCCUCAUGGCAUUAUUGUACUAUUUAUCUCAUUACUUGGAAAAAAUAGCCCUGGAAAAGAAACCCAAAAGCUAUAUGGUGGGCCUUGUAGAGAAAAAAGAGAUGGAAUUGGUUAUGAGGAAGUUAGAAGCAGCACAGAAAUACCUGGCCCAGAAGUACUGCAUCCUCGUCCUGGGCAUGGGAAUGCCCGAGAAGCAUCACAUGUGCUGCGGGAAGGAGAAAAUCUCAGAUACGCAAAAAGACUGGAAAUUCUUUGAGUCCUUUUACACUUUCUGUACGUAUGUAGCUUGGAUUGUCUUCCGACGUCAACACUUCACAGAGAUUGAAGAAGAAAUAGGAAGGCUCUUUCGUACCAGUAUGUUCAAUACUCCUCGGAGGAAGCGUGAGGAUGAAGAAUUAGGAGGCGAAAAGAAACGCAUGACUUUUGUACAGUUCAGGAGAAUGAUGGCGAAACGCCCAGCGAUUAAAAAAGCCAUUAACAUGCGCUCCCCAGUCAUGUCUACUCUGCUGCCAUCUCUCAGAGAAAAAGCUCAGAAUGUCUUUGAGAAGAAGUGUCAUCAAGGAGAUGUCAAACUCCCAGCCCAGAUGCAAGAGCACAUGGAAAGUCUGGACUCUACGCUCAUGCCAAAAGUUGGCAUCUUGGGGGAGCCUCGAUGUCUGUUCAACCCCCAUACCCUUCUUCCCCUUGAACCAGAAGAAAACACAAGAAUGUCUGGGGCACAUUCUUCCCUGAUAGAAAGAAAUAACAUGCGGAUCCAGGAUACGCUGGACUUAGUCAUGAGAACAUUGUCCUCUCAAACAGCAUUCCCUAAAUAAUCCUUGUACGUUCCAUUUCUGUAAGUAAGUCCCGGUUUUUGAAGUAAACUGCUUUGACUUAAUCACUUUA